UUGAUUUAUUGCUUAUGUUGAAGCUGGCAGCUGUGAUCUUUUUAUUUAACCAAGAUGGAUCAAGGCAGAGGCUUAUUGUCCUUGUGUUCUUUGCUGCUAUUGUAUAUUUAUACCAAACUGGAGCUUUGACACCAAUAAUAAGAUGGCUUUCACGAGGUAUGCAGAGAGCAGCAGCACCUCCUCAUCCAGCAAGACCUGCAGCCAGAGCUGAAAAUGUUCCUCCACCCAGGCAAGAGGGUGAUAAUGUUACUCCAGCAGAGGGUCAACCUGAAGCCGAGAAUGGGAACCAGCCUGCUAAUGAAGCAGACCGGGCAGUUGGGAAUGAAAAUGUUGCAGAAGUUGGAGGAGUAAAUGGUGGGAAUCAGUGGUGGGGCAUUGUAAAGGAGAUUCAGAUGAUUGUCUUUGGAUUUAUCACUUCCCUUCUCCCUGGGUUCCACAACCAUAUGGAUUGAACUAUAUUUUGUAGUUAACAAGGUUUGUGAAAUUGACAAAUAUGGUCUGAGAGACCAUGCCCUGAAAUAAAAAUGUAUAGCAUCAGAAGUUUCCAAGCGUCAUAACUAAUACAUACAAAAAUAAGAAAAAAAAAAAAACAGAGGAAGAUAUGGUGCAACUAUAGGCUGCCGUUUUUGUAUCAUUACUUGGUUUGUUCAUAAAACAGCUUCCAUAGUAGGGACGUUAGAUUUUUUUUUUCUGUACUGUUUUCUAUUGCAAGUGCAUGGUGAUUUUAUUUCUUUUCUAACUUUGUAUGAUAUUUCUCAGUGACUAAUGCUUUUUCCAAUCA
This is a messenger RNA of Vigna umbellata (rice bean), 781 nucleotides long. The record is from RefSeq and is a predicted model, not a curated record. NCBI's taxonomy places the organism in Eukaryota, Viridiplantae, Streptophyta, Magnoliopsida, Fabales, Fabaceae.